This is a messenger RNA of Aspergillus aculeatinus CBS 121060, 2443 nucleotides long. RefSeq names its product putative mRNA cleavage factor complex component Pcf11. The coding region runs from base 324 to 2351 and encodes 675 amino acids. The transcript has 5 exons. The record is from RefSeq and is a predicted model, not a curated record. Lineage: Eukaryota; Fungi; Ascomycota; Eurotiomycetes; Eurotiales; Aspergillaceae. Gene Ontology annotation, biological process: termination of RNA polymerase II transcription. Gene Ontology annotation, cellular component: mRNA cleavage factor complex; cytoplasm. Gene Ontology annotation, molecular function: RNA polymerase II complex binding; mRNA binding.
AGAAAAGAAGCCAAAAUCCGAAAUCACAUUUGAGAAAGGAAAACAGAAAGAAAGAAGAAAAAAAAAAGAGGAAAUAAAAGGGGGAAAAAAACGAAGGAAGAAAAGAGGCAGAUUAUCAGCGCAAAUAACAUUUAUACAAGCACAAGGAAAGCUUCGAAAGUUGCCGAAGGAAAAAAAAAAGAUAAGGAAGAAAAACCAGAGAAACUGACGAUAAUAUCUCUCUGUGUCUUACAGCACUACCUACAACUCUCUUUAGUCCUUUCCCAUUCCCCAUUCUUCACUGCCCAUCUCGGCUCCCCUUGUUACCGUGUAUCAUCCCCAUCAUGUCUUCUGGACUGGCCUCCGAUGAGGUGGCCGAGGAUUACAAGAACUCUUUGGAAGAUCUAACCACAAACGAUAGGUUCCAGAUCAGCAAUCUUACGGUCAUUGCGAAAGAGAACACAGAACAUGCAAUGGCCAUCUCUCGCGUGCUGGAGAAUCACAUUCGAACAACACCGCCGGCUCAAAAACUGCCUGCCUUGUAUGUAGUCGACUCGAUCGUCAAGAACGUAGGGACGCCCUACACCUUGUUUCUGGGUCGCAACAUGUAUCAGACAUUCAUGAAUGCCUAUACGUUGGUGGAUUCGCAAACUCGCCGCAAGCUCGAUGAGAUGCUCAAAACAUGGAAAGAGCCUGUGCCCGGUUCCUUAGACACCAGGCCCGUGUUCCCUCCAGAAAUCACGCGCAGUAUCGAAAGUGCCUUGAUCAAGGCAAGGACUGCAGCCCUUCAACAACAGCAAGCCCGAAGCCAGCAGGAAAUCCUCACGCGUGGUCGAAAUGGGACUCCCCCCGGCUGGUCCAGUACUCCAACACCACCACAGAAUCUGGCCCGGUACCCGCCAGCCUCGAGUCAAACCGUGCCGGCUCCUUACCAGCGGAAUGGCGCAGGUCAUGCAUAUCCGCCCUCGGGGGACACGCAUGCUGCACGCGCCAUGUCCACAGCGCAAAUCCAGCAACGCUCGGAAAUCGAUCUAUCCGCCUUGAACCGGGAUAUUGAAUCCUUGAUUGCCGCAGCCCGCGGUGAUUUCGCCACCAACCCUCUCGAUUCGGCCGUGCAGCAACGAUUGAAAGCUCUCCUCGACCUGCAGGGCAUCUUACAACGCCAAGAGCUCACCCAAGAGCAAUUGAGGUUGGUUCGUGAUCAGGUAUCAGCCCUGGCACCAAAACCAGUCAUCCCGGCACCUCAAGCCCCCCAAAAUAUCCCGCCUGUUUCGAUACCUCCUGUAGCCGCUACCCCACCAGCCCAAACGCACUCGCAGCCUCUCCAGCAGCUGCUCAAUCCGGGUAUGCUCGCCGGGCUUAUCAAGGCCACUGCUGCGCGUCAACAGCCCACCCCACCGCCUCAAUUGGCCGGGAUUUUACCCCAGAUACCGAUUUUGAACAGCACGCCCCAGCCCGCUGUUUCCGCGACAAAGGAGAAUCCUCUCAUUGCGGCUUUGCGGGCGCAGGGGCUAUUACCACCGGCAUCGGCACCUCCAACUGCGUCUACCGUUCCUCCUCCUAACAUUACGUCUGCAUUCCCACUCAUCGUGCCUGGUCAGGUGCGAUAUACACCGCCUGUACCCACACCGCAGGCUCAAGGCAAUGCCGAAGGGCAGAUGGAUGUGCAGAUGAAUACUAUGUCCAUGAAAAUCCCACGAUAUACACUGAUUAGCAGCCUCUAUGAAAUGCGCACCAAUCGAUGUGGGACGUGUGGCCGUAGAUUCUUUGCGACCGAAGAAGGGAAGGAGAAGAAGGCGCGUCACCUGGAUUGGCACUUCCGCACCAACCAACGCAUGUCCGACGCUGCCAAGCGGGCCCAGAAUCGAAGUUGGUACGUUGACGAACGGGAUUGGAUCAAAUCCCGAGAAGCAGGAGACGACCAGAAUCCUACAGACACGGAAGCCUCUGGCGACGCAGCUGAUGGACAUGAUGGCAAUGUAGCGAAAAAGGGACCGUCCAAGCCGUGGAUCCGCGCGCCCAAUGAUGCGACUCUGCGGAAUACUCCUUGUCCAAUCUGUCAGGAGAAAUUUGAAUCCACCUGGUCAGAGGAUGUACAAGAUUGGAUCUGGCAGGAUGCAACCAAUGUUGGGAGUCGUGUUUACCAUGCUAGCUGCUAUGCUGAAGUGACUAAGGAAGGCCCAACGCCAGCUAAUCGGGGGGCGCCACUGGCACGCACCGGGACUCCAGACUCUGUGCUGGGUAAACGCAAGGCAGAGGUGAGUAUACCUUUUUCUUUCUUGAAACAAAGCAGGCUGUCCAUCUCUAACAAUGUCAAGCAGGUGACCAACUCCCCAAGUUCGAAUGUACGGAUUAAGACAGAGCCUAUCUGAAUGGCGGUGUCCAUGCCACAUAGACUCCAUUCCUCACACCCACUUCCUUUCAUAACAUUGCUUUGGAGCGAAGCUGCAUCGACAUUCAUCGG